Molecule: messenger RNA, 3164 nt
Organism: Puntigrus tetrazona (Sumatra barb)
Lineage: Eukaryota; Metazoa; Chordata; Actinopteri; Cypriniformes; Cyprinidae
Gene: pou2f1a
Product: POU class 2 homeobox 1a
Exons: 14
Coding region: 108-1967 (619 amino acids)
Biological process (GO): regulation of transcription by RNA polymerase II
Molecular function (GO): DNA-binding transcription factor activity, RNA polymerase II-specific; RNA polymerase II cis-regulatory region sequence-specific DNA binding
Source: RefSeq, a predicted model, not a curated record
AGUUGCAGGUCGAUCAGGGAGGAGUGUGUGUGUGUGUGUGUGUGAGUGUGUGUGUGUGUGUUAUAGCAGGAGUGGGCGGGGUUUCGCGCUCACACUAAAUAUUCAAAAUGGCGGACAGAGGAUCAACGACUCAAGAUGAGCGCUCGACUGCAGAUUCCAGCAGCCAUCCAGCAGAUCUGAGCAAGAGCAGCAUGGAGAACGCAGCAGCAGCUCAGCAGAACGGUCUGGACAGUCACAAACCCAGCGGUCAGCCAGCGGUCAGCGGUGCUCAGACACAGGCGCUGCUUCAGCAGUUGAGCUUGAGUCCUGCGCAGCUGUUGCAGACGCAGGCGCAGCUCCUGGCCGCUGUGCAGCAAACCACCGGUCAGCAGAGCAGCACCACUGGAGCCACUAUCUCCGCCUCGGCGGCCACGCCCAUCACACUGGCCCAGCCCAUUCAGAUCGCCUCGCCGCAGGGUUUGAACCUGCAGCAGUUUGUCUUGGUCCAGCCGGGUCACUCUCUCAGUCCUCAGCUUCAGCCUCAGUUCAUCAUCUCUCCGUCUCCUCAGGGUCAGAGCGGUCUCCUGCAAGCUCAGAAUCUCCUGACGCAUCUACCUCAAAGCCAAGCACCGAGCAGCAUCGCUCUCACCGCUCAGGCGGCCACACCGACGCGGAAGAUCGCGGCUAUGCCGGCUCCAGCAGCUGCUCCGAAGCGCAUCGACACGCUGUGUGUGGAGGAGGCCAGCGACCUGGAGGAGCUUGAGCUGUUCGCCAAGAACUUCAAGCAGAGACGCAUCAAGCUGGGCUUCACUCAGGGUGACGUGGGGCUGGCGAUGGGGAAACUCUAUGGAAACGACUUCAGUCAGACCACUAUCUCCAGAUUCGAGGCUCUGAACCUGAGCUUCAAGAACAUGUGCAAACUCAAACCUCUGCUGGAGAAAUGGCUGAACGACGCAGAGCACAUGUCUGCAGACUGCGUGGUGUCGAGCGCGAGCGAGAUGUCUCCGGGUCUCUGUGAGAGUCUGAACCGCCGGCGUAAGAAGCGCACCAGCAUCGAGACCAGCAUCCGUCUGGCUCUGGAGAAGAGCUUCCUGGAGCAGAGUCAGAAGCCGUCGUCGGAGGAGAUCACUCAGAUCGCCGAUCAGCUGCACAUGGAGAAGGAGGUGGUUCGGGUCUGGUUCUGUAACCGCAGGCAGAAGGAGAAGAGGAUCAAUCCUCCCAGCAGCAGCAGCUCGCCCGGAUCCGCCCUCAGAACCGUGUACAGCAGCGCCUCGGCCACGGUGUCCAGCGGCUCGAGCACACUAGCCGUCAGUCCUGUGGUCUCUCUGAGCGGAAGCAGCAUCUCUAACCUGACUCUCAGCGGCGGAGCUCUGGGUCAGGUGACAUCGAACACGCCCUCCGUCAUCUCCAUGGCGCCCGCUGUAGCCACGCCCGCUCCAGUCAUGACAUCACCCUCGCUCAGCCCGUCUGCCACCGCCGUCAAACAGGAAGUGGCCUCCACGGUGCAAGCGGUUUCCACAGCAACAGCGGUCACGCAGGGGGCGGGGCAGCUGCUAGUGACGGGCACAGGACUGGGCGGGGCUAAUCUGACGGCCGUCACGGGUUUGAACCCGGCGAUCAUAACACCCUCGCAGCUGACGCAAAGCGGAGCGCUGCUGAGUCUGGCUCCUGCUCUGGGAAACACCUUGAGUCCUGCUCUGAUGAACAACAAUGUUCUGGCCACUAUCCAGGCUCUGGCGUCCGGCGGCGCUCUUCCUCUGACCUCCAUCGACGGAAACACCGGCCUGCUAUUCGCUAACACCAGCUUGGGAAACCCCGCCCCCAGCCUGGUGACCACGCCCCUCUUCCUCAACCCGUCCAGCCUCUCUUUGCUGCCGGCCAAUCUUCUAUCGGCGGGCGGGGUCGGAGGCGGAGCUCUAAACCUGCAGCUGACCAGCGACGCCGCCACGACGACCAAGAGUGUGGGCGUGGCCUCGAAGGCUCAGUGAGCGUGUGUGGCUCCGCCCAGUUCUGUGCUAUCACCAAAAACACUUGCGUCGCACGUUUGAUGCUCAAGGAGACGAGAAGGAUGGAAUUAACCCAUUUCUUUAAACUAACGUCUAAAUUAACCAAAAAUGUGACUCUUUCAGAGAAUGUUUCGCAUAACAGAGUUUAUAUUGACUUUCUACGAGGCUUCCUGUUGUUUUUAUUUACGGCUCUGUGGAACGAGCCGAUCGUAGAUGAUUUCAGAUUUCUAACCAAAAGCAUUUGAGAUGUUUUACGUUGCGUGGGUUCUUCUGUCAGAGGUUUAAACUAGUGCUCUAACUCGACAUCACUUUAUCAAUACGGUUAGAAGGCUUUAAACGAGCGCGACAGGUCAAACGAUUCUGAAUCAGGUUUGUUCGACCGAAUCGAUUAAACGAAGGGAUCUGAUUGGUCGUAGCGAGCGCGGGGGUCAGAGGUCACUGAUGCUCAAGGAUCUUCAUCAUACUACUGUGUACAGACACGCUUCAGCUUCUUUUGUGUUUCUUUGCCAAAGCACACGUUGUUUCUCUGAGAAGAGCGGCUGGUUUCUUUGAGCGGUCAGUGAUUGGUUUCGAGCAGCUUCAGGUUCAUCUUUAGGAUUUUCUGCUGGAAUGAAAACCAAAGAUUCAUCGGCGUCUUUCUCCGUUUCUCCUCUUCUUUAGUCUGAAAACACACACUAUAUUCCAGGAGUAUAUAGAAAUAUAUGAGAAAACAUAGUUUUAUUUUGUGGCUCCCAAAGCAGAAAUCCUCGUAAGGAUGAAAACCAAAGAUUUCUCACUUUCUCUUUCUGCCUUUCCUUUCGUGUUUUUUUUCUUUUAAACGUGUAAUUCAUUUGAAAUCAUGAACUCCUUCUAAUCUUUAUCUAAUCCAGAGCUCAGAUGAUUGAUUUAAUGCUGGAAUAUAAAUAGAGAAGUGCCUCAGAGAUUGUGUGUGUGUUUAUCUACAGAAUGUGUUUCAUAUGAUACAGAAGGGCUGUUCUCUUUCUCACACACACACACACACACACACUUCUCUCACAUGCACACACACUCAUACACACUCUUCUCUUAUACACACACACACACACUCAUAGACACACACACUCUUCUCUCUCACACACACACUCUUCUCUCUCACACACACACACACACACACUCAUAGUCACAUUCUCAUACACACUUCUCUCACAUGCGCACACACAC